AUAACGCUUCCGAUAACGACUGCUAACGCAUACACAUCGCCAAUUUGGGCAUUUUCUCGCAUGUAAAUUGCAAAUUGUGCGUGCAUUUUCCGCGUUUUCCCGCGCGCACAAUCCUACGGCAGCCGUGAAAUUGAUGCGCCCAAUCGUGAAAGAGCAGUAGGCAUGGACGAAGAUUAUUCGGCGUCAUCUUCGGCCGGCGGCGGCGGUGGCAAGAAGGCCGGCGUGGGCAAGCAGCACAACACGCUGCCUUUUUGGGGCAACGAGAACUCGAUGAACCUGAAUCCCCUGAUCCUGGCCAACAUCCAGAGCUCCAGCUACUUCAAAGUACAUUUGUUUAAACUGAAAACCUACCAUGAAGUGGUCGACGAGAUCUACUACCAGGUGAAGCACAUGGAGCCGUGGGAGCGCGGAUCCCGCAAAACGUCCGGACAGACGGGCAUGUGCGGCGGUGUGCGAGGCGUUGGCGCCGGCGGCAUUGUGUCCACGGCAUAUUGCCUGCUCUACAAGCUAUACACGCUGCGGCUGACCCGGAAGCAGAUCAACGGACUGCUCAAUCACACAGACUCGGCCUACAUCCGGGCACUAGGCUUUAUGUACUUGCGAUACACACAGCCGCCGAGUGACCUGUAUGACUGGUAUGAGGACUAUCUGCAGGACGAGGAGGAGAUCGACGUGAAGGCGGGCGGCGGCCAGGUCUUAACCAUCGGACAGAUGGUUUACCAGUUUAUGACCAAGCUGGACUGGUUCUCCACACUCUUUCCGCGCAUCCCCGUGCCGAUACAGAAGCAGAUCGAGAAGAGGAUCGAGCAAUACUGCAGGGAGCAGGGUCUGACCGUCAAUCAGUUGUGCACGGGUCGGUCGACGGCGGGCCAGGGCACUGGUGGUGGCCCUGGUGCUGCUGGUCAGGAUGCGGACUACCAGGAGUAUCCGGAGGGCGGCGUAGAGCGUGGAAGCGGCGGUCGUGGUGGUGGAAAUGCCGGCUCCCGAUCCAACGCCUACCCACCACCGAAUAACUACCGCAACGAUCAUGACGAUCGUGAUUACUAUGCUGCCGCGUCUGGUUCGUCCUACGGCCGUGGUCGCGGUGGCUACGAGGACUACCCACCGGCGCCGCUGCCACCACAGAUGCCUUAUGGCGAGCGGGAAAGGGAGAGAGAUCGUGAGCGGGAUAAGGAUAAGGACUACGAUCGCCAUCGCAGCAAGCACAAGAAGAAGCACAAGCAUAGACAAAGCUCGCGCAGCCGCAGCAGAAGUCGCAGCCGAAGUCGCCACCGCUCCGAACGCCACGAGCGCAAGCGGGACGGCGGUGGCUACGAGCGGAGCAGCAAGAGCCGGCACAACGAACACUAUGAAGAGCGGGAGCGGGAGCGACGUCAUCGGUGAAGACCGAUUUUACCCACCAAACAAGCCUGCUCCUUCUCAAGUUGUUCUGUUACUAACUAACUUUGUUUCACCACAUAGUACUACACUUUUUUUUAUUUGUCAAUCCCCUAUCUACACUUUGGAAGCCGCGGUCGUCAGUUGCG
Molecule: messenger RNA, 1526 nt
Organism: Drosophila santomea
Lineage: Eukaryota; Metazoa; Arthropoda; Insecta; Diptera; Drosophilidae
Product: pre-mRNA-splicing factor 38B
Exons: 6
Coding region: 163-1383 (406 amino acids)
Cellular component (GO): precatalytic spliceosome
Source: RefSeq, a predicted model, not a curated record